CAAGACUUCAAAACUUGCGCGGAUAGUUCUUUCUGCAGACGUGCUAGAGGUUAUGCCGACAAUGUUUUGGCCAAUCCCUCAUUUGUAUCUCCGUAUCUUUUAGUUAAAGAAACAAUUGUCAUCAAGGAUGGCAUUCUUUCGGGGGAUAUUAUCAACAAAGAAAAUAAAAUCCUCUUUACCUUUGAAGUAAGUUUCCUGGAAAUUGGUACAGCACGAAUUCGAAUCAACGAGAAACAUCCGUUAAAGCCUCGAUACGAUAACGUUAAGAAUUUUGCUCUUGUCAAAGAACCGUCGACUACCUUAGAAUACACUGAGCAUCCUUCACAAGAUGGUCUCACAUCCAUAUCUUUCGGCAAGGACAGAAAACAAAAGAUCGUCGUUUAUCACUCGCCGUUUCGUGUCGAGUUUUUAGUUGACGAUGUGCCUACCAUUUUGUUAAAUGAUCGCGGAUUUUUCAAUUUUGAACACAUGAGAAAAAAGGAAAGUUCGCCUGCUCUAGUUGAUCAAAACGAUCAAGCGAGUAAAGUUGACGGCGAUACCGAGGAGAAAGAAGGAAAGGAAGAAGGCCUAUGGGAGGAAACCUUUAAUGGAAGGACGGAUACCAAGCCAAAUGGACCUGAAUCUAUCGGGCUCGACAUAUCUUUUCCGGGAUUUGCUCAUGUGUAUGGCAUUCCCGAACAUGCGUCCACAUUCUCGUUAAAGGAGACGAGAGGUGGAGACGGUGCAUAUAAAGAGCCUUAUCGAUUAUAUAAUCUAGAUGUGUUUGAGUAUGAUCUGGAUAAUCCCAUGGCGCUUUACGGAUCAAUUCCCUUUAUGAUGGCGCACCGACGAGGAGCAACUGCGGCCGUUCUCUGGUUAAACGCCGCUGAAACUUGGAUUGACAUAACUAAAAAUAAGGAAGAUAAACAUGGGUUAUCAAAAUUUUUGAACUUUGGAAAAUCCGCCCCGACUUCAACGCACACUCAUUGGUUUUCAGAGUCGGGUAUUGUCGACGUAUUUGUUUUUCUCGGUCCAAGUUCAUCGGAUAUCUUUCAUCAAUACGGGUUACUCACGGGGUUCACAGCGCUGCCCCAAUAUUUUGCGAUCAGCUAUCACCAGUGUCGUUGGAAUUAUCUAGACCAGAAUGAUGUAAUUGAGGUGGACGAAGGAUUUGACAAGCACGAAAUUCCAUAUGACGUCAUUUGGCUAGAUAUCGAGCACACUGAUGGGAAAAGAUAUAUGACUUGGGAUAACGUAAAGUUUCCGGAUCCCGUAGGAAUGCAAAAUAGCAUUGGGCAAAAGGGACGAAAGAUGGUUACCAUUGUUGACCCUCAUCUCAAGCGUGAUGACAAUUAUUAUGUAUACAAAGAAGCUAGCGAUUUGGAUCUCUUCACCAAGGAACCCGAUGGACGAGUAUACGAUGGAUGGUGUUGGCCUGGAAGUUCUUCGUGGCCGGACUUCACGAAUCCUUCAACUCGGGAAUGGUGGAGCAAGAAAAUUGCUUUCGAUCAAUACAAAGGGUCGACGGGCUUCUUAUUUGUCUGGAAUGAUAUGAACGAACCUUCUGUCUUUAACGGUCCCGAAAUAACGAUGCCAAAAGAUAUUAUCCAUCAUGGCGGUUGGGAACAUCGUGACCUUCACAAUAUUUACGGACUUUUAUUUCAUGCUUCAACGGCAGUUGGACUUUCCAACCGAAAAAUUCCAUCCAGUCGUCCGUUUGUCCUUUCCCGUGCAUUUUUCGCGGGCA
Molecule: messenger RNA, 1726 nt
Organism: Acaulospora colombiana
Lineage: Eukaryota; Fungi; Glomeromycota; Glomeromycetes; Diversisporales; Acaulosporaceae
Source: the annotation of a GenBank genome assembly